Molecule: messenger RNA, 2661 nt
Organism: Exaiptasia diaphana
Lineage: Eukaryota; Metazoa; Cnidaria; Anthozoa; Actiniaria; Aiptasiidae
Product: neuropeptide Y receptor type 5-like
Exons: 5
Coding region: 695-1948 (417 amino acids)
Biological process (GO): G protein-coupled receptor signaling pathway
Cellular component (GO): membrane
Molecular function (GO): G protein-coupled receptor activity
Source: RefSeq, a predicted model, not a curated record
GUAUUGUAUUUGUAUGUUGUUUGAGUUCAGUUGUGCUAAUCUAUAUUAACUCAAUAAUAUUUUUUUARUCAAGAUUAGAUUUAAUCCGCGAUGUUUGACCAACGACAAUUGGUCCAUUUUGUUUUCAAAUUUUCGACCACGAACUGUGAUGCCAGAGCGUGAUAUAACUUCACUCAUAUGGAAAUUAAAAGAUAAGAAAUCUAGCAUAGAUGAGGGUAUGCAUUUUCCAUGUUCCUGAAGCGAAUAUUGCUAUGACUAGAAACAAAUCUUCGUAUACGUUAAACGGUUUUUAAAAGGGGCAAUAGAAAAAAGGGAGAAAAACUCUCGGAGCACUUCAGCCUUCAAAUCGAUGUGGCACCUGAUAUUGCAGUAAAGAAAGAUCACUAGAAAUACGAGUCGUUUCUGAAAGUGAGGAGCAUUCAUUAACAAGGAUCCAUUACAACUGCGUUCUUAAAUCUGCGCGAGCAGACCGCCUUCUGAUCUUCACGAAGAAAAUUUAUCAUUCACUUCCAAGUCGUCGUUUGAUACUCCACGGAUUACCAACCUCUGAAAAAGGCUUUUGGAAAAUCGUCGAAUUAUAACUGUUGACUAAAGCUGGAGAAGCAACAAGGCUUCAGAUAACUGAUUUCUAGGUUUGCUUAUUCCUGGCAACGAGGGCCGAAUAAAUUGCGUAGGAGGUUGGAAACAGACACUAAUGAUUGUCGUAUCUUAUUAUGGCGUGUCUAAAAGGUUAAUUUGGAGAACCCACAUAAUUAAAGAAARAAUGGCUUUGAAUUCAUCAAAUGGAACAAACGGCUCCGAAACCAAUGGAAUCAGCCAUAUCAAAGAACCACCGCAAUUAGUGAUUUUUCGUCGAGUGAUUUUCUCGCUUGUCAUCACUUYUGCUUUCUUCGGCAAUAUAAUUGUGAUCCGUGCUAUUCGUACUAAAGGAAGAUCACGCAAGCCAUUGACGCAUUACCUCGUCACGUGCCUAGCUGUAGCCGAGGUACUUAAUUCAUUAAUUCUCAUAUUUUACUUUGUGCAAGAGGAGUUAGGGGACUGGCCGUUUGGUAGGUUCCUGUGCCAUAUUGUGGUACCCAGCAACUUGAUUACUUACAGUGUAACCACAGCGACAUUAGCUUGCAUUUCGCUUUACCGUUACCGCGUGUUGGUCACGCCCUACAAGAAAACCCCGUCCAAAAUGGUGUGCUUGAUCAUCCUWGCAGUACUCUGGGGCUACUCAAUUGUAUUUGCAAUUCCMAUUAUGGUGAGAACGAAGCUAGURGAGUACAGGUCUCCCUUGCGCUUUUGCUUUCCCUCCCCUCCCCUCCCUAAGUACGACCUGGUUCGGUUGAUAUGUCAGUUUUUUGUUCCUGUCAUCAUCAUGUUCAUUAGUUACAGUGCUGCAUCCUGUAAGAUUAGAGAACAUAUGACAUUCAUCGARGCUGGCCGUCAGAUCCGAAUUAACUCCAAYCUCAGCACGCUACAUACCUACUUAGAUAGUCAAGGCGGSAAUGGAUGCGACACCAACUUGCUUACCGURCCAAUGAACCAACCSGUAAUCCAUCUUCAAACCAUGACUCCACGAGACUCCAUCUGUAAUGGUAGAAGGUCUGUAGAUAUUCCCGCGGUGCCGUCUUCCUCAAUGGCCAUAGACCGCAGUGCAUCGAUCAGCGGUGGUGAAGAGGAAAGUCACAUGAUCGAAACAGAGCGUGACAUCAUUAAGAUGUUUUAUGUCGUCAUUCUGGUAUUCCUGGUAUGCUACAUACCUUAUCAAGUAUUUUUCCUACUUGAUCAUUUCGACAUAUCAACCAGUUCAAAUUCGCGGUACUACUUUAUCACGAGAAGCUACAUGUUUUUAUUCACCGCCAUACCUAGCGCUCUGCACCCACUCUGCUACGGAACAAUGAGUAARUUUUAUGCUAAUGCCUUCUCUAAGAUAAUAUUGUGUAAAUGUAAUACCAAGUGAAGAAAGRUCAGACUUGAACUGUGCUACUUGAAGUUAGUUCACUGAGGAAAACACAUUUAGCUCAAAACCGUUCACCGAUAACCACCGWCACACGCAGCUUAAUAACUGUAGACUCAGCCUCGUUUUCGAGCUAGCCCUAGUCCUCUAAUUCGCACCCAUAACCUCUGAGCUCUACAAAUGAUGAUUACAUCGACACUGAUCACUAUGCCUCGUSUGAAAUUAAAAUCCUCCAAGAGUGAGAGUCCMUGCAUAGUCCGAUCCAAYACCAACUCAACAAUGCAUCACGGGAAAAUUAGAGUAURGCUCAUUGCGAACAAACUUACCGAACAUGCUUUUAGAGACUGCAGAUCAAAAUAUUGCGGGGAAAUGACACUGUAGAACAAUGCAUAUUGCGGARGAACAAACGAAAGAAACUGUGGGCUGGUCAAGCCGCACAAAAUCAUGAUAUAAAUAGGUCAGCAAUACAUUCAUUGUCAAUGCAUAUUACGCCACUAGCUAUGACCAAAAAAUGCUAAAAAAAUGCUGUCGUUCGCACGUCCAUUGUUCAUGCACAUAUUUGAUGAUUCUAACCUUUUUUCUGGACUCUUUUUGGGGUGUUUUCUCAACUUUCUAAGGCUUGAAAACGCUAUUCAAAGUCUCAUCUCCAUUUGCAUUCCUUUGAAUCCUGGCCUUCAUUGAAAUAAGGCUAGGAUGCUAAGCAACAAAGGGAUCCC